This is a messenger RNA of Prorocentrum cordatum, 948 nucleotides long. The record is from the annotation of a GenBank genome assembly. NCBI's taxonomy places the organism in Eukaryota, Dinophyceae, Prorocentrales, Prorocentraceae.
AUGGCCGAGGCGGCCGCCAACGGCUUCGGUAAGGCCGAGGCGCCUGCGAAGCCCACAGCGCCUGGGCCGUACACCCCGACCAUCGACCAGGAGAAGAGGGCGCUCCAGAACAAGUUGUGGGAGCUGCAGAAGUCUGGUAUCGAUGCCAAGGCGAAGUGGUGGAGCUUCUGCAAGAUCCACGCGGAGGGGAACACCGAUCCGAAGAAUCACGACGUCGCCUUCUUGCAGACCUUCUUCGAGUCGUACGAGGCUGGCGACAUAGGAAUUGAGGAAGGCUGCCCUUUCACAGCGGCGAAAGGUGGAAAGGAUUCUGGCAAGGGAUGGGGCAAAGACGGCGGCAAGGCGGGAGGCAAGGAUGGCGGCAAGGGAUGGGGCAAGGACUCUGGCAAGGGUUUUGGCAAGGACUCUGGCAAGGGAUGGGGCAAGGACUCUGGCAAGGGUUUUGGCAAGGAUUCUGGCAAGGGUGGCAAGGGUGGCAAGGGCGAUAAGGGUGGCAAGAGUGGCGGUGGCAAGCCUAAUGACUGCAAGAUCUUCGUGGGAGGUGUCCCGAAGGGCGCGACCGAGGAUGAGUUAAAAGCCCACUUCACAUACUACGGAACCGUUGUGGAGUGCAGCAUGAAGUACGACGAUUGGGGUGGAUUCCGAGGCUUCGCCUUCGUGGUAUUCGAUAACGCUGCGUCCGCACAGGCCGUGCUCGCAGAUGCUGCCAACCAGACUUUCAAAGGGAAGUGGAUCGACUGCAAGAACCCCGCCAGCAACACUGGGGACAAGGGCGGCUCCAAGGGCGGCGACAAGGGCGGGAAGUUCGACAAGGGCAAGGGCGGCGGGAAGUUCGACAAGGGCGGCAAGGGCGGCGGAAAGUUCGACAAGGGCGGCAAAGGCGGCGGCAAGUUCGACAAGGGCGGCAAGGGCGGGAAGGGCGGCGGCUGGGGAGGCGGCAAGUGGUGA